AACAUUUAUUUACCUACACAUCUGUCUUGAUAUUUUCUCUUUAGAUUGUUUUUAUCGUCCCUAGGUGAUAAUCAUUAAUUUUGAAAGCAUUGUCGCUCUUUAUGUUGUACGUGUAGCGCAUAAUGAAUCGUUACUGUUUGUAACAAAACAACACGAGCAAGGAUCUCAGUUCUCGGUGAAAUCUCGUUUGGCUGGUCCUUGUACGAGACUUCGCGAGAUUGGACACCAUUUUAGUAAAGUGGGGAGGCAAUACUUCCCUCGCGUUUUGUGUAUAUUCUUAUUUAUGUUGUACGUUAAGGCUCGUGAGUUGCUUCUGGUGCGAAUAUAACAGUUUCAACGAAAUAUUUGUGUAGAAGUGGACUCUUGUGCAAGACUAGUGUUAGUUAUCAGUGAGUAAUUUAGGUGACGAAUUUUAUACGUUGAAGAUACAAAGCAGCGUGGUCAGUCUUUGUUUCUGUCAAGCUGUAAGGUGGGUGUUCGCUGCCGUUGCUGCACUCUUGUUAGGAAAUGCGAGCACAGCCACGGCGCAGUUUCUGUGCGCGCUUUAGCCAAGCUCUUUCAAGCUAAGUGUAAGGUGUGGAGCAUGAUGAAGCAUAGGGUGUGCUACAGAAGUGUGUGAUGACAGUGGCAGCCCUCUAGUGCACCAGGACAAGUAACUCAUUUCUGUGACUGAACUGUUGUUUCGACACUCAUGGACAAGCGCAAGAUGUUGCCGAAACGUCCUCGCAUGGAUAAUUUGCGUGGCCCGAUUGCCAAUGGCCCUAUGCAGACUCGUCCUCUUGUGGCCCUCCUGGAUGGUCGUGACUGUUCAAUAGAGAUGCCGAUUCUGAAAGAUGUUGCUACUGUAGCAUUCUGUGAUGCACAGUCAACGUCAGAAAUACACGAAAAGGUCCUAAAUGAGGCAGUUGGUGCCCUAAUGUGGCACACAAUAAUAUUAACAAAAGAAGACCUGGAAAAAUUUAAAACACUAAGAAUCAUUGUGCGAAUUGGAAGUGGAGUUGACAACAUUGAUGUCAAGGCGGCUGGGGAGCUAGGUAUAGCUGUGUGCAAUGUCCCGGGAUAUGGCGUAGAAGAAGUGGCAGAUACCACACUUUGCCUCAUCCUGAACCUAUAUAGACGUACGUAUUGGCUUGCCAAUAUGGUGCGUGAAGGGAAAAAAUUUACUGGUCCGGAACAAGUUAGGGAAGCAGCCCAAGGAUGUGCAAGAAUACGAGGGGACACGCUUGGCAUUGUUGGUCUCGGUAGAAUUGGUUCUGCUGUUGCUUUACGUGCAAAAGCUUUUGGUUUCAACGUGAUUUUCUAUGAUCCUUACUUGCCGGAUGGCAUCGAAAAGUCCCUUGGGCUUACUCGUGUUUAUACCCUGCAGGAUUUACUAUUCCAGUCAGACUGUGUGUCGCUGCAUUGCACUCUAAAUGAGCAUAACCAUCAUUUAAUAAAUGAGUUCACCAUCAAACAGAUGAGGCCAGGGGCUUUCCUGGUGAACACGGCACGUGGUGGCCUCGUGGAUGAUGAUGCCUUGGCUACAGCACUAAAGCAAGGUCGCAUACGUGCUGCAGCACUUGAUGUUCAUGAGAAUGAACCAUAUAAUGUAUUCCAAGGUCCACUGAAAGACGCGCCGAACUUGCUGUGUACACCUCAUGCAGCAUUCUACUCGGAUGCGUCGUGCACAGAACUGCGCGAGAUGGCAGCCAGUGAAAUAAGGCGGGCUAUUGUUGGACGUAUUCCUGACUGCUUACGCAAUUGUGUGAAUAAGGAAUACUUCCUGGGAGGGACAGCUGCCGCUGCCGCAGGUUACGCAGAUGGCAUGAAUGGUGGUUAUUACACUGGAGCACUGCCUGUGCAGCAGGCACAUUCAACAACACCACACGACCAGGUGCCACACUCAGUAGCAGCUGGUGCUGGUGGCGGCGCGGCAGGUGCAGGAGCAGGCGCUGUCCCUGGCCUUCCUCACAGUAUACCUCUGAAUACACCAGACCCAUCUAACCACCAUUCGCAGAAGCCAGAGCCGUCAGAAGUGCAUUAACAGGGUACACCCUGAAAAUGCUCCCACAGGCCCAGCAAAGGAGAAACUUAUCCUACGAGGAGGAAAAAAUUCAUGUCUUUGUUGAUUUUUGUAAUUGAAUGUUUAAGGAAAAACCAGAAGUUAACGAUUUUUCCCAUCUCCUGCACAAUAUCGCCUUCAGAAGAAUGAAGAGUUUACAGGAGCCAUAUUAACAUUCACAUCUUCAUAUCUACUGGUGAUACAGCAUGUUCUUUAUUCUGAGUGUGUGUGAGUGGAAGAAACUGGUGAACAAAAAGUGGCCAGACUUUUGAUCUGUGACUUGUAGGAAAGGGUUGAAUGUUAGACAUACAGAUGUAGCCCUGGUGUUCCUCCAUUUUCUGCUACCUGGGUGUUCCAGCACUGGAAAACUUAAAUAAGUUCGCAUUUUCUACAUAAGGAAUACAACACAGUAUUGUUUCUGCAGUUUCAGAUAUUAAAUCUGUAAAUCAUUCUAAUUGUUUGUCGUGUUUGGACAGUGCAAUUUGAUAUAUGUACAAAUUGCGAUGUCUGUGUUGGACAGUGAUAAAGAGGGAUUCUGACACAUCACUUAGUGUAAAAUUAAGAUGAGAAGUUCUCUGAGAAAUAGUAGUAAGAGUGAUAAGAUAGAAAUAAUUGAUUUUUAUUGUAAUAAUUCAGUUUUAGUUCUAAAUGAACAACAUUCAUUUUGAGGAGGCACAUUUUUUAAUGAUUUGAAGAAAUUGUUCUUGAGAUGCUCCACUUCAUCUACUUUCUGUUAAAUAAGAAUGAAGACAUGCUUAUUCAGCAUUGCCUCCAUGAAGCAUUAUUAUCGAAGACAGAUGCAGUAGUAUGGCAAUUGGAACCAAAAGUGUAAAGAUUUUCUCAUGUAUGUAUAGUUUCUGCAUUUAUAUUUGCAAAUGUACAUUUUGUUCUUCUCACAUUUGUGUUGUCAGGUAAUAAAACGAUGCAUCUGUUUUUGAUAACUGUUCACACAUCAGCUGCUGUUGAGUAAAAGGCAACACUAUACUUCUCAUGGUUUCAGUGUUCGAGUGUUUAUAAAAAAUAGUCUAGGUCUCUCAAUAAUGUUUGUUAAAUACUUUUGACGAAUUCUGUGGUGUAGAGAACCAAAUUUAUUACCAAAAUGCUGAAAUAAGGAUUUUAUUGCAUGUGGAAACUGUGCAAUACUGCUUUUGUUCAUUUGGAUAUUGGUAAAAAGUACAUGAAUUUUUAGAAUACAGUUUUUUUGUUUUGUUUUAAGAUAGAUCAGUUGUGAAUCAUAUUAAACCAUUUCUGAAACCCCACAUUUAAAAGUUGUGCAUGUGAAUACUGUGAAAAAUUCAAAAGUGCUGUUUAGUUCCAAUUUGUGAAAUUACCAGAUUUUGAAUAGUGCCACUUAAGUAUUUAAGAGUUGUCACUAAAUGAGUUGUCAUUUGUUUUUGUAGCCAUCAUAAAAAGUAAAUAUCAGUCGAAUGAAAUAACUCUUCAGAUUAAAUUCAUUUCGAUCUAAUUUUAGUGCCCAAGUAGUAAUAAAUAUGGGGUUUCACAACUGUAGCAAUUUUAGUGACAUUUUUGUAUCACUUAUAUGCCCAAAUAUAAUUAACUUUAUUUCUAAA
Molecule: messenger RNA, 3612 nt
Organism: Schistocerca gregaria
Lineage: Eukaryota; Metazoa; Arthropoda; Insecta; Orthoptera; Acrididae
Gene: CtBP
Product: C-terminal-binding protein
Exons: 10
Coding region: 692-2023 (443 amino acids)
Molecular function (GO): oxidoreductase activity, acting on the CH-OH group of donors, NAD or NADP as acceptor; NAD binding; transcription corepressor activity
Source: RefSeq, a predicted model, not a curated record